Messenger RNA from Arabidopsis arenosa, 1457 nucleotides. Lineage: Eukaryota; Viridiplantae; Streptophyta; Magnoliopsida; Brassicales; Brassicaceae. The record is from the annotation of a GenBank genome assembly.
ACUUCAGAAAUCAGAAAGAAAAAAAAUUAAUCUCUUCUGUUCAAGAAAUUGAUCCAACAAAUGAAAGAUUACUCGAAGAUCGGCGACAAACUGGUGAUGCAGAGACCUAGACGACGAUUGGAAGGCACCGCCAUGGGCGCCACCGUGUUCGAUCUCCGUCCCGGCGUUGGCAUCGGACCUUUCUCUAUCGGAAUGCCGAUUUGUGAAGCAUUUGCUCAAAUAGAGCAGCAGCCUAACAUAUAUGACGUUGUUCAUGUGAAAUACUACGACGAGGAUCCUUUGAAACUGGAUGUUGUUAUUAGCUUUCCGGAUCAUGGGUUUCAUCUUCGAUUUGAUCCCUGGUCUCAGAGGUUACGGCUUGUUGAGAUAUUUGAUGUCAAGCGACUUCAGAUGCGCUACGCCACUUCUAUGAUUGGGGGUCCAUCAACUCUGGCCACGUUUGUCGCUGUUUAUGCACUUUUUGGACCAACCUUUCCUGGGAUUUAUGAUAAAGAAAGAGGGAUUUAUUCUCUGUUUUACCCGGGGCUAUCCUUCGAGUUUCCAAUUCCAAACCAGUACACGGACUGCUGCCAUGAUGGAGAAGCGGCACUACCAUUAGAGUUUCCUGAUGGCACCACACCAGUAACAUGCCGGGUCUCUAUAUAUGACAACUCAAGUGACAAAAAAGUUGGUGUCGGAAAAUUGAUGGAUAGAGCUUCUGUUCCACCUUUACCUCCUGGCAGUCUGUAUAUGGAAGAGGUCCAUAUCAAGCUUGGCAAGGAACUAUACUUUACUGUUGGAGGCCAGCAUAUGCCUUUUGGUGCAUCACCACAGGAUGUAUGGACUGAAUUAGGUCGACCAUGUGGGAUUCACCCAAAGCAGGUAGAUCAAAUGGUUAUUCAUUCCGCGUCAGAUCCACGACCAAAAACAACUAUCUGUGGUGAUUACUUUUACAACUAUUUUACUCGUGGUUUGGACAUCCUGUUUGACGGCGAGACUCACAAGGUUAAAAAGUUUGUUCUUCACACCAACUAUCCCGGUCAUGCUGAUUUCAACUCAUACAUAAAGUGCAACUUUGUGAUUUCUGGUGGAGAGGAUGGGGCAGAAGCAAACAGAGGUGGAAACAAGAUCACUCCAAGCACUAAUUGGGAUCAGGUCAAGGAAAUACUGGGGGAAUGUGGCCCAGCAGCUAUUCAGACGCAAGGCUCAACGAGUAACCCUUUUGGAUCCACAUAUGUGUAUGGCUAUCAGAAUGUUGCUUUUGAGGUGAUGAAGAACGGUCAUAUAGCCACUAUAACCUUGUUCCAGUCAUGAUGUGUAUACCACCGCUGAGGGGGCUCAAGAGGCUAUCUUCAACCAGACUCUCUAAAUCUAACGUCACAAGAAGCUACGAAAACUAUGGAUGAUACCAAAAACUACAAAUGUUGUACAGUUGUCUAGUUACUAUCACGGGUUAUCAAUAACAGUUACUCUGGUUA